AUGAUCAAAAACGAAACAGCAACAACGAUGAGUGGAUCUCAUUCAUCAUUAUCAAUUAGUAACGAUAAGAAACCAACAAUGAAAGAAAUCGAUGCGUUACCUACACAUCCGGUACAAUUUACAGCUGAAUAUUUACUUGCAUGCCUUGAACCAAUUAUUCAAAAAAUGAUUGAUUCUGAAGAGUCGCAUCCAUUUCGUCAACCAGUCGAUCCAGGUGCACUUAAUGCGACUAAUUAUUCAACAAUAAUUAAACAUCCCAUGGAUAUAUCAACCAUGCAUAGUAAAUUGUUACAUGGAGAAUAUAAAAAUCCAUUGCAAUUCUGUGAUGAUGCGUGGCUUAUGUUUGAUUAUGCAUGGCGUUAUAAUAGCAGAUCAAUGAAGAUCUAUAAAAUGUGUCAACGACUAGCGAAAUUAUUUGUUGAAUCUAUUAAUCCUGUUUUACAAUCAUCAGGCUAUUGUUGUGCUGAUCGAUAUGCAUAUUUUCCAAAAGUUUUCGUUUGUUGUGGAAUGCGGCAAUUUUGCGAAAUUCGAUGCGGCGCUAAUUAUUAUUCUUAUAAAAAUCCUGAACCAUCACGAUUAAAUCUAUCCAAUAAUCAAUACAGGUUUUGUUUUGUAUGUUUUAAUUCGAUUCAAAGCGAAUCAAUAUUUGUCGGCGACGAUCCAACUCAAACAUUAGUUGAAAUACCAAAAAACUUAUUUCUAUCGGCUAUCAACGAUGUACUAGAACCUGAAAUAAUGGUUGAUUGUAUUGUUUGUAAACGUCGUUGGCAUCAAGUAUGUGCAUUACAUUGCGAUCAAAUCUGGCCCGAUGGUUUUAUAUGUAAUACAUGCGUACGUGAAUAUAAUCUGCCACGUAAAGAAAAUUGUCAUAAAGCAGAAAAUUUGCCACCAACUGAUUUAUCAUCACAAUUAGAAAGUCGUGUUAAUAAAUUUUUACUUGAUAAAAAUUGCCAUGAAGGUCGCGUAACGAUUCGGGUAUUACAUUCUGGCGAUAAAAUCUGUCACGUAAACCCAAAAUCCAAAAGAUAUUUUUCAAAUCAAGUAGCAAAUGAUGGUUUUCCAUAUCGAACAAAAACUAUAUUUGCUUUUCAAGAAAUCGACGGUGCCGAAGUUGCUUUCUUCGGUAUGUAUGUACAAGAAUAUGAUGAACAUUGUCCUGCACCAAAUACACGUCGUGUUUACAUAUCAAUUUUUGAUACGGUACGUUUUUUUCGACCAAACCUUUAUCGUCAGGAUGUUUAUCACGAAAUCUUAAUUGGCUAUUUGGAUUAUGUUAAACAACGUGGCUAUAUGUAUGCUCAUAUGUGGGCUUGCCCAGCAAUUGAAAAUUAUGAUUAUAUAUUUUUUCGCCACCCGCCUGAGCAACGUCUGCCGAAGGUAAAACGGCUACAAAAUUGGUGUAAAAAAAUGCUUGACCGAGCCAUGGAAGAAGAUGUUGUUAUUGAUUAUAAGGACAUUUUGGAAGAUUGUUUGGAUAACGAAAUACAAGCCAUUUUUGAUAUUCCUUAUUUCGUGGGUGAUUUUUGGCCGACUACAAUUGAAGCAACUAUUAAAGAACUUGAUCAACAAGAUGAAGACUCAGAUUAUCCUAUUGAAUCAGAAAUUUCCAAUAAACGUAAAUGUGCAAAUGCGGAUGAAAACAAAAGUUUAAAGAGAACGAAAACUCGAGAAGAACUAGGAAAAAGUCAAAUGCCACCUUGUACUGAUUUAAAAUCUAAAAUAUUUUCAAUUAUGAAACGAAUCAAAGAGGCAUUCUUUGUUAUUUAUCUUCAUAAUCCAAUGAAAACAUCUCCUCCAGCAGUCAACGAUGCUGAUACUCCAAUUGAGUGUGAUUUAAUGGAUACGCGAGAUGCAUUUUUAAGCUUUUCCUGUGAUAAAAAUUUGGAAUUUUCUUCAUUACGUCGUGCAAAAUUUUCAACCAUGGCGUUUCUGUCUGAAAUACAUGUAUCAAAAACAGAGAACUCUAUAUAUAAUUGUAAUAAUUGUCGGCAACAAUGUGAUGUCCGUUAUCAUUGUACAAGAUGUGAAGAUUUUGAUCUCUGUGAAAAAUGUUUUAAUAUUGAACCAAAACAUGAACAUAAAAUGGAAUGCUCAGUUCCAUCUAUAGUUGACGUUAACCAAGAUGAUAAAUCCAAUCCAUUAAAUAAUGUAUAA
This is a messenger RNA of Rotaria socialis, 2154 nucleotides long. NCBI's taxonomy places the organism in Eukaryota, Metazoa, Rotifera, Eurotatoria, Philodinida, Philodinidae. The record is from the annotation of a GenBank genome assembly.